This is a messenger RNA of Guillardia theta CCMP2712, 3450 nucleotides long. RefSeq lists its product as hypothetical. The record is from RefSeq and is a predicted model, not a curated record. The transcript is spliced from 8 exons. NCBI's taxonomy places the organism in Eukaryota, Cryptophyceae, Pyrenomonadales, Geminigeraceae. Bases 1 to 3450 code for a protein of 1149 amino acids.
AUGAAACCUUGCCCUCCCGAGUUCGAAAGGAGGAUACAGAGCAGUACAUCCGCUGCAAGAAGUGGUUGCUGUGGCAGCUUUGUGUGGCUUGCGGACAAUGAUGCAGCCUCUAACAGCGUGCUUUUGACUUGGUGGAAGUUCUCGGGCGAGAGGGGCGGAGCUUCUGCUUCAGACACGAUUUGCCUUCGUGGAAGGAGCAUGGACAACCUGCGAGUUCUCGUGAUCUACGAGGGUUCUGAGUUUGGAUCUGAAGCACCUCAAUACUCCAUGGCUGUGGCUUAUCAGGAUGGACUCGCAAUCUACAGGCUGAACUCGUCAUCAAAUGUGGAUUUUCGGGUGUGGGAGGAUCUUGGACUUGUUGCUGGAGAAGGGACUGCGCUUUGCUCCUUACAAGACUAUAUCAUCGGUUGUAACACACCUGGUGAGUUGUUCGUGUUCAAGGACGAAGGAAUGCAACAGUCUCUUGAAGCUGGGCUUGAAGUGUUCCAGCAGGGUGCGCUCUAUCAGCGGUUGUUGGCACCUGUUGGGAAGUGGUGGCAAGGAGACACUGGUGUGUCGUACGUGAAGUCUAUCAUUGCCCACAAGAUCAGCACGAUAACCGGCGAGGCAAAGUCUUCUUCGGGCUCUAACUUCCUUGUCUUCGUGUUGACUGAGCAUGAGGUGUACAAGUGGGUGUUGUCAGUGAGCGAGAGCGAAGAUCGAUCAUGCGUCGUCUCUCAAAAGCCCAUCUGCAAGUCAAAGUCGGCGAUGAGCGGUGUGGCGAAGUUUGUGGACUUUGUAAUGGAAUAUUCUUAUGGGAGCAGCAACCGAUGGCAGGAGAGCUGUCUGCAGGUUCUUGCCUCGCAGGACGAUGAUAGGAAAGCUGUUUUCUUCCUGCAGCUGUCAGACUUAAAUCAACUUCGGCCUUGUCAGGUCUUGCCCUCAAACCCAAGAGUGGGAGGAGAUUUCAAGAUCCUUCCGCCCACAAUCUCUUUCGACCCGCCUGUCAUGAAUUUGCAUUUUGCCAGCAGCAAGCGACUACUGAGCGUGAGAUGCGGUAGCUUCCACAACGAGAAUCAGUACGAAGAUGAGACGGACUGGUGUCUAGGCCCCGACGAUGCAGUGAUGGCAUGGGGCACAUCCAUGUUGGAGAGGAAUCGCCACUCAGAUCUCAUCCUCCUGCUCCCGACAGCUAUUUGCUCCUUCCAAUCAUCUCAAGGUGAUCUCGGCCUGCAAGGAUCAGCUGGAAUCGUUCUCAAGAUGCUUCGUUCGGGCGCUGCAGACCAUCAAAUUCUACAGGAAACUGUACAACUGGUUCACAGUUCAAAUGAGGAGGAGAUAAAGAGCAGGAGCAGGUUAUCCGACUCUCGGGCGAUCUUCCUUGACCUUGUGCGGGAGGAAACGUUGGAUCCCAACCUGGAUCCUGACUCGGUGCUGGGAGAGAAGUGGAUGUACGUGCAGCACAUCGAAAACAAGAUCCGCGUGUUCAAAGAGUAUCGCACAAAAAUCAAGGAAAUUUUUCAAAACGGAGAAUUAGCCGGAAUUGUGGAUGGGCUCGAGCGUUACCACGACAGAAUGAAGGCCUGCUCUUUGUUGAUCUCCCUCCCCAGUCUGCUUCCCGGAUCGUCCUUCCUCUCCGAAGCCAUCGAGGCGACAGUUGAUGUCUGGGAAGGAGAGAACUCGCUUCGGCCUUGGGCUGUCUCAUGGCGCAAGUUCUGGGAGAAGAGUUCCAAGGUAGAGCACAUCCUCAAGGGGCUGACAAGCAAGAUGGCGCAACGCCUUUCCUCUUUCUCACAGUCUCCUCAGCCCGAGCAGUGGCGUGAGAUCAUUGCCAUGGUGCUGGAGGCUGCUACCGUCUGCCAGCAGCUCUUCAGUUCCCUCCUGCGUGAGGGCUCGUCUGUCAUGAUCGAUGCCGAUCUGAGCGAGGAACUGGACCAGCUGCUGGUUCCGCACAUGCUCAAUGUCGACUCACUGACAGAUCUUUCUCAGCUCAUCAAUAUGGUGACUGAGAUCUGUGUCAUUGCUCGGCGACAAGGCCAAGUGCACCAUGACAAGUAUUCAGCUGAGAAUUCUCUAGCUGACCUGCAAGUGCUUCACGUUCGUCUCAUGCAGUUGGUCAUGGAGUGGCCGUCCAUGAAAGCUCUCAUCUUCAAUGAGGCGAAUUUGAGCGCCCCCAUGAGGUUGGGGGUGAGGGUGAGGACAGGAGAGGUUCUGAGGGGGGCAUGCAGAUACGUCGACCUCUGGCACUUCAGCAACUUGGACAGACUCGAGCUACGCGUGAAAUUGGCUGAAGAGUUUGAAGCAAUCGACGUGCUGGUGACCAUCUCCCUCCAGGAGCUGACGGGUGAGAUUCUUGAACUACCUUGCUCCUACUCUCAUGCUCUCGUUGCAUCUCUCAACCCCCUUGCUACGCAUAGACUGCUUCCUGCCUUCAGUUCAAUCCUUCGCCUUGCUCGCUCGACUCUUGCUUUCGUCAUGAUCUCUGUUGAAUUUUUCUCAGGUGAGUCGGAAGCUAUCGUGAGGAGCAAACAGGAGCACUACAACGACAUCUGGGCUGAAAGGUUCAAGAGCAAGGAUUACGCAAAGAAAUUGUUGCAGAGGAUGAGAGAAAUGGAUGUGCGGCACCUAUGGAGCCCUCCCUUCCGCUCCUACGACUUCACUUCCGACCUCUCCGACUACCUGGGAGCAAGCGACAAUCUGUCUUGGGUCAACGCGUUGAGGAGCAAGGAGCACUAUGCUCAGCUGGGGAAGGGAUACUCGGACGAGCACAGUCUUGCCUACGCCAGUCAGCAGCUUCUCUCCAUGAGCCGCUUUGCUCAAGAUGCACAUCAAUCCUACAGCAUGCUGUCGCUCGCCAAACUCUCUGCAGAAGCCGCUCGCAGGCAUGCCGGCACCCUGGGCUUGAUGCCGGAGGAAGCCAAGAUUCUCUCAGGCAUGGGAGCGCGACUUGCUUCUUUCUCUUGCUCCCUCCCUUGUCUCCCUUGUUCUGUUUCACCGAACCCUUCCCUCCCUCCUCCUGACCUUGACGCAGCCCUCCACAACGCUCAAGUUCAGUUUAGACCCGAGGGAGUGCGCGUGGAGGAGCCGUCGUCGCUCUGGGAGUUGGAGAAGGUUCACUGCUCGUCUACCCUUGCGUCUGCUCACUGCCGCUGCCAGACCACCAGAGAGUGCAUCGAGUGUGCCAUGGAGGAGCGCAGCAAGGAGAGAAAGCACUUGCUGCUGCAGGACGCGAUGCUCCUGCUCGGUCACUGGCCUGCGGCUCCCGGCAGCUCAGAUGUCAGCGAGACGUGGAGGAGUCACUACAGGAAGCUGAUGCAGGCGGCGGAGGAGUUGAGCGAUGCUGGUCAGAGUUACCCGAAGCUUCUCGUGGAGAUGGCGCUAGGGACUAGUCGCGCAUCCUCCUCCUCCAUCCGCUGGCCUCAGGAUUCUCUGCAAUAUCGCCUGUUGCUAAGCGACUCUCGCGGCGGUUAA